AGUAAGGACCUGGCCUGUCUGGAGUUAUCGAUUCUUAUUGCCUCAUAUCUGAAGUCUUGUCUCCUGCAAUGAAGGUGCAAAUCGAUUAGCUUGGUCGGAGUCGCACAGGCUUAAUUCCUCCGGGAAUGCAAAUCUCUCCCCUUCUUUAAAGCUUCUCAUUUAUGUCAUCUUUUCCCCCUCCAACCUUCUUCUCUCCUCUUCCGUUUUUUCGUUUCAAAUGCAGGAGCUACAGUAAUCGGACGAACGGGGAGAGCUUGGUGACAUUGGAUAGCUUUGACUGACUUGACACUUGAGAUCUUCUUUUCUUGAUUUUGUUUUCUUGAUUUUUUGAAAUAAGAAGGGUUGGCUUGGUCGGAGUGCAGAUCUUCUUCAUUCUCAUUCACAACUGAUAAUUUAAAUUUUACCUUUUCUAAUCCUUUUCGCUUUGUUUGUUUUUGCUAUUCACCACCCAUAAUGUGUCAAUGCGUUUUUUCCUUGGUAGGUUUUGUUCUUGCAUGUUGUGUUAAUUCUGUUUUUAUGUAUCUAAAUAUGGUGUUCAUUGUGUCAAUGUGAUGUUGCCCCUGUUUUUUUUUUUAGUUUCUAGCCAUGUGCAUGCAAUCUGGGACUGGGGAGUCACUUUGUUAUCAUUUUUUAGUUACUACUUAAUUAACAAUCGCAUCACCUACACCACUUUCCAACAAUAUUUUUCUUAAAGGAGAAGCAUGAGUUCCCAUCAGUAAGUGAUCCAAGGAAGCUCAGAUUCUAAAUCUAGGGGCUUCUCCGAAAGUAGCCAAUUAAUGCAAACCAUGUGCUUUUUCUUAAGGCCACCACCCUCACCAGCAGGAUAUUUUUCCACAACCCUGACUGGCUCAGAAAAUAGCUUAUGUGGUUGAAUUCUAGACUCUAGGGGUGCUGGCUGAACUAGAAUCAAACAUGUCCAAAUAUCCUGUACAACAUGGUUUUAAAAAAGCAUACUUCAAAUUUUCUACAAUACUCCCUAUUAAAUCCUACAACUAUAUAAUCAAUCUAGUAUAUUUCUAACCAUAUACCACUAUCAUAUAACCAACUUCACAACAAUCAAAAGAGAAGUAGAGACACUAAACCAAUAAAAGGGUAAAAGCAAAACUAUACAAUAUAACUACUAUAGUUAAUAAUUGGUUGCACAUGAAAACUAUAGCCAAGAUUUGCUUGUUUGUGACUUUGCUUGUUGCUGUUGGUAACUUAGUGUGUGUCUUGUUUCUCAAAAGAGAACUUGUUUGCCUCAAUUGGAGCAGACAAAAUGGCAAUGCAAAGACAUCGAUGAUCAGGAGUCAGGACACAUGUGCUGAUAUAAGCUUAGGACUUCUUGUCCUUCUUCACCUUGAAAUUUCAUAUAUUCAUUUGAUUACUACCAUCUACAAUGUGCUUCUAAACAAUAAGAAACAAUGUCCUCACACGGCUUUAGUGAGCAGUCACUUACAUUACAUGUAAUACACAUGCCCUAUAUUCUACUCCAUUCCAGCUAAAUGGAGGAGUCACUUUGUUAUCAUUUUCUAGUUACUGCUUAAUACACAUGGCCUAUAUUGUACUCCAUUCAAGAUCUGAAACUCAGUAGUAACUUAGAAGAGAAUAAUCAUGUACAAUAUGUCUUAAUCAUUUUUCACUGGCUACUUAUAUUAACAUGUUUAUACAUCAGCUCUUGUUUUCUAGAUUACAUGUACGUUAUAGUGUGAGCAUAUACAUUUCUUCUUAACAAAUUAUUUAUUCCAAUACUUUUAUUCCAUCAAUUAUGUAGGGAUGGGUGACAGUGACUUUGUAUCCACGCUCCCCUCCACCCUCACCUCCUAUUGUCGUUCAUAACGCUAUGCAGCCAAUAUCCAAUGAAGCUGCCGAAAGAUACUUGGAUAAGGCCAUUGUAAAUUUGGAUUUGAAAAGGAAGAUAUGGACGAAAAAGACGUGGGAGACCUGUAAAACGUUGGAAGGCAGUGGAGAAGGGACGCCAGAGGAAAUUGCAAGAUAAUUUUUUUUAUUUCUUUUGACAGUACUUUCUCUUUUUUAUAGUAUCUGUUUUGUUAAAUGUCAACACCCUUGACUAGAAUGAGUUUCAAAUCUGUGAGCUUCUCCUUGGGAGUGUCACACUAUUACCGUUGAACCACAAGGUGAUUGGCUGCGAGAUAAAUUUUAAUAUGAUUUAGAUUACGUGUAUUUGUAUGAAGCGAAUCUAGAAAUGAGAUAAAUUUGUGUUCAAAUGUUAAGUUACUAGUAAUUGUUAAAAAUCAUAUCAACCCUUCUAAGUUACUGAAAUAAAAUGGUUAGUGUUGAGACGAUGCAAUUUAUUAGUGAUGUGUCUUGAAAAAUUUUAGUUACUUUAAAUGGUAACGCCAAAACGGGAAUGUUGAAGGAAGUUCAUCCAGUAAUUUAUGGUGUAAAUGGUAACGGUAAUGUUGAGUGAAGGAUGUUCAUUUGGUAAUUUAUGGUGUAGUUACUACUUAUUCGUAAAACAGUAACUACAAAAUUACAUUAUGAGUAAUUGGUGAGUUGUGACAUUUAUAAUAAUAGAGAAUCAUAAUAUCUGGUUAUUUAAGUUACUGAAAAACGGUGAUUAUUUGUAAAUUGAACCAUUGAGGGAUACAUGUUGGUUGGUGUAGGUUCGAUGUAAUUUAUACGUAGUAUCACUUACUGAACCGGAGGCGGAGCUCACCUGGUAGGAAGGGGAUGCCACAAAUGAAAAGUCUCGUGUUCAACUCCAAACAA
Cuscuta europaea is the source of this 2712-nucleotide messenger RNA. The record is from the annotation of a GenBank genome assembly. NCBI's taxonomy places the organism in Eukaryota, Viridiplantae, Streptophyta, Magnoliopsida, Solanales, Convolvulaceae.